CAAGGGCCCUGGUGCACCUGCAGAAGCCCGGGUCCUCGCAGGUGGUGCCACCGCGCGACUGUCUGGCGCGACCGUGACGUCAACCGAGCGCAGGCGGCGAUUGGUUAGCAAUAUGUGGCGUGGACAGGCGCUGGCGUGGGCCAUUGGGCGCGCUACCAGGGGGCGGGACUUGGGGGCGGUGCGCGCCGCGCAUGGCGCUCAAAUGGGGCGCGCGCCCAAGGCCUCCAGAGUUCUGUGUUUGAGGUUGGAGAACUCACGCCUCGGGGCGGCGCGGGAGCUACACGGUGGAGCGAGGUGGCUGAGGGCCAGUACUCUUGGCCAGAUCAGACAUUUUGUAACGAUGCCAGAAAUACAUACUGACCAUCUCGAUGAGCAACAGGUUCAACUUCUGGCAGAGAUGUGUAUUCUUAUUGAUGAAAAUGACAAUAAAAUUGGGGCUGAGACCAAGAAGAACUGUCACCUGAAUGAAAACAUUGAGAAAGGGCUAUUGCACCGAGCUUUUAGUGUCUUCUUAUUCAAUACUGAAAAUAAGCUCCUGCUACAGCAGAGAUCAGAUGCUAAAAUUACCUUUCCAGGUUGUUUUACCAAUACUUGUUGUAGUCAUCCGUUAAGUAACCCACAAGAACUUGAAGAAAAUGAUGCCAUUGGAGUAAGAAGGGCGGCACAGAGGCGUUUAAAAGCUGAACUAGGAAUUCCUAUGGAAGAGGUUCCUCCAGAAGAAAUAAAUUAUCUAACACGAAUUCACUACAAAGCUCAAUCUGAUGGCAUUUGGGGUGAACAUGAAAUUGAUUACAUUUUAUUUGUGAGAAAGAAUGUAACUUUGAACCCAGAUCCCAAUGAGAUUAAAAGCUAUUGUUACGUGACAAAAGAAGAACUGGAAGAACUUCUGAAAAAAGCAGCCAGUGGUGAAAUUAAGAUAACUCCAUGGUUUCAAAUUAUUGCAGAGACUUUCCUCUUUAAAUGGGGGGAUAACUUAAGUCAUUUGAAUCAGUUUGUUGACCAUGAGAAAAUACAUAGAAUGUGAAUGUACAGAUGAAUGACUGUUGAAUAUUUUCUCUAUGUAGUAAACUUAGAAUGUUUCUGUUUGUUUUAAAUUUGGUUCCCCACUAGAUCUCAUAAGAUACAUUGCUGUUUUUGGCAACCAGAAUUUCUGUGGGAAAAACAGCUGACUUACAAUUUUGCAUUACCUACUGCAUACUCACUGUUACUUAUAAAAGACAUUUAUGAGAUUAGUGUAAAAUGAGAGGGCAGAUAAGAUUUAAUCUGCUCAAAUGUGGUUAUGAGAAAUUGGA
Messenger RNA from Lepus europaeus (European hare), 1292 nucleotides. RefSeq names its product isopentenyl-diphosphate Delta-isomerase 1-like. The record is from RefSeq and is a predicted model, not a curated record. Gene Ontology annotation, cellular component: cytoplasm. NCBI's taxonomy places the organism in Eukaryota, Metazoa, Chordata, Mammalia, Lagomorpha, Leporidae. Gene Ontology annotation, biological process: isopentenyl diphosphate biosynthetic process; isoprenoid biosynthetic process. Bases 113 to 1024 code for a protein of 303 amino acids. Gene Ontology annotation, molecular function: isopentenyl-diphosphate delta-isomerase activity. The transcript has a single exon.